AUGGCUGAAAAUAAUAGAGUGGGUCAACUGGAUGACCCCGUACCACCAAUAGUUCCACCUCCUCAAUAUCAAGCAGCUCAACCACGUCUUCGUGACAUCCAAAGACCGGUAAUAGCUGUUAACCCUUCUUGCAUUCAAUUAUCUGAUGCAGCUAGAAAUUAUGAACUCAAGACUUUCCAUCUUAAUAUUCUCCCGACCUUUAACGGUUUGGGAAGUGAAGAUGCUUUGGGUUUCAUGCGAGAGCUCUAUAGUACGGUACAAACUUUACCUUUGAAUAAUUUAUCUGAGGAAGAGCUUAGAAUGAAAUGUUUUCCAUAUUGCAUGAGGGGUGAUGCAAGGCAAUGGUUGUUAAAUUUACCAGAGGGUUCUUUAAGAACUUGGGAUGAUGUUUACAAUGCUUUCAUGUUUAAAUAUUAUUCAUCUCAAAAGACAAUGGACUAUAGGAGUAGGAUAUGCACUUUCACUCAAAGAGAGGAUACUGCUGCAGGUGGAUACACAUGUGAUAAAAAUAGUGAUGAAUUAGAAGCUAUCUAUGAGAGCUUAGCUAGUAAUUCUCGACAAAAGGCAGUGAGAGGUCGAAGAGCUGCUGUGCAUGAAAUUAGCACACAAUCUGAGUUGACAACACAAGUGGCUGAAUUGACUAAACAGAUGAACUUGUUGAUGACUCGUGAUAGUUCGAAUAGAGAAUUUUGUUCUUAUUGCAAUACAUAUGGUCAUAAUUCUUCUGUUUGUAUGAAUGCAGAGUCAUCACAACCAUCUUAUGAAGAAGUCAAUUACAUGGGAUCCAACAUGGGUAGGCAACAACCAAGAAAUGAUCCAUUUUCUAAUACAUAUAAUCCAGGUUGGCGAAAUCACCCUAACUUCUCAUGGAGAGAUCAAGGUAAUGGUAAUGCAAGACCAAUGGGACCACCCGGAUUCCAGCAACAGGGACCAUCAGGAUUCCAGCAUCAGCAAUACAGACCUUUCCAGCAGCCACCUGCACCACAACAGUCUCAACUUUUUGCUCAGGAGAAGAAGCCUCAAUUGGAGGAGAUGGAAGGAGCUAUGGCUGUCACGUUGAGAAGUGGUAAGAUAUUGAAUGAAAUUAUGAAAGAAAAUGAACCCACGAGGGUUGAGAAAGAGAGUGAUAAAGAAGAGGAGCAAGUGCCUAAAGAGAAUUCUAGUAAUCAAAACCUCACUUCUUCUACAGUGAAACCUUAUGUACCCCCCAUUCCAUAUCCACAAAGGUUACAAAAGAGGAACCAGGAUAAUAACUUCAAAAGAUUCUUAGAGGUUUUUAAAAAAUUACAAAUUAAUAUUCCUUUUGCAGAAGCACUUGCCAAUAUGCCGUCUUAUGCCAAGUACAUUAAGGAAAUUGUGUCUAAUAAAAAGAAACUGGAAGAGUUUGCUACUGUGCACUUAAAUGAGGAGUGUAGUGCUAUUCUACAAAGCAAAUUACCUCCUAAGCUAAUGGAUCCAGGAAGUUUUUCUAUUCCUUGCACUAUUGGUAAUACUGUUGUUGAUAAAUGCUUAUGUGAUCUAGGUGCCAGUAUUAACCUUAUGCAUUUAACUCUUUUCAAUAAGUUGGAAAUAGCUGAAAUGAAGCCAACAACAAUCUCUCUUCAACUUGCUGAUAGAUCAGUCAAGUACCCGCUUGGAGUAGUGGAGGAUAUAUUGGUAAAAGUUGGUAAAUUAUAUUUUCCUGCUGAUUUUCUGAUUCUUGAUAUGGGUAGUGACACAGAUACAUCUCUUAUACUUGGUAGGCCAUUUUUGUUGACAGGAGGAGUUUUAAUUGAUAUGCCUUUAGGGAAAUUGAUUUUUAGAGUAGGUAAAGAAAAAGAGGAAUUCUCUAUCUCUAAAGUUGUAAAAUUACCAACUUUUGAUGAAUCAUGUCUUUUUGUUGAUGUUAUUGAGAAACCUUCAGAAGAAAAAUUUUUUAAGCAUUCACCUAGUGAAACACCACAUCAACUUGAAUUUAAACCACCUUCAUUGCGGUUCAAAUACGAAUUUUUGAGUGACAAUGAUACUUUUCUUAUGUUUUCUUAUGCUCAUUUACUUCAUGCAAAAGAAGAGAGAUUGUGGAGAACAUUGACUAAAGCUUGGCAUGACAAAAUAAUUUUUGGAGAGAAUUCAAUAUAG
This is a messenger RNA of Ipomoea nil (Japanese morning glory), 2118 nucleotides long. RefSeq lists its product as uncharacterized. The coding region runs from base 1 to 2118 and encodes 705 amino acids. The record is from RefSeq and is a predicted model, not a curated record. Lineage: Eukaryota; Viridiplantae; Streptophyta; Magnoliopsida; Solanales; Convolvulaceae. The transcript has 3 exons.